AUGGCCCAGGGCAAAGCUGGACGGAGGAGACGGUCGAGUAGCAUCAUCUACCAAGAGCCUCCCGAGUCCAUUGAGCACACCAGCGACCAGGCUGCCCUGCCCAAUUUGAAUGCGAACUGGGUCAACGCCAAGGGAGCCUGGACCAUUCACUUCGUUCUCAUCAUCGCCCUCAAGAUCUUGUUCGACAUCAUUCCCGGCGUCUCGCAGGAGACCUCAUGGACGCUCACCAACAUCAGCUACAUGUUCGGUUCUUUCCUCAUGUUCCACUGGGUGCGGGGCAUCCCUUUUGAAUUCAACGCCGGCGCGUAUGACAACCUCAACAUGUGGGAGCAGAUCGACAAUGGAGACCAGUAUACCCCCACGAAGAAGUUCCUCCUCUGCGUACCCAUUUGUCUCUUCCUCCUUAGUACACAUUAUACCCACUACGACUUGACGUAUUUCACCAUCAAUUUCCUUGCAACCCUGGGAGUUGUCAUCCCGAAAUUGCCGUUUUCGCACCGUCUGCGAAUAGGUCUCUUCUCUGAUAUACCCGAAGAGUAG
This is a messenger RNA of Aspergillus tubingensis, 540 nucleotides long. RefSeq names its product ORMDL family protein. Bases 1 to 540 code for a protein of 179 amino acids. The record is from RefSeq and is a predicted model, not a curated record. Gene Ontology annotation, biological process: ceramide metabolic process; intracellular sphingolipid homeostasis; negative regulation of ceramide biosynthetic process. Lineage: Eukaryota; Fungi; Ascomycota; Eurotiomycetes; Eurotiales; Aspergillaceae. Gene Ontology annotation, cellular component: endoplasmic reticulum membrane. The transcript has 3 exons.